Messenger RNA from Syngnathus typhle (broad-nosed pipefish), 4067 nucleotides. It is a transcript of the gene terb1, whose product is annotated as telomere repeat binding bouquet formation protein 1. Gene Ontology annotation, biological process: meiotic attachment of telomere to nuclear envelope; homologous chromosome pairing at meiosis. Bases 396 to 2441 code for a protein of 681 amino acids. The record is from RefSeq and is a predicted model, not a curated record. The transcript has 15 exons. Lineage: Eukaryota; Metazoa; Chordata; Actinopteri; Syngnathiformes; Syngnathidae.
GUAAGCUAUCGUCACAGAUGACGUAUAUUCCGGGCGGAAAUUGUUGAAUUUUGUAAUAAAUACUUCAAAUUCUAAAUAUUUACAUCUGAAUUGACUGUAUGAAACUAGCACAAUAAGUGGAUGAUCGGGUAAUCACCGUGGAUUAAUAGAAGAUAAAUUAAUAAAAAUAAAGUCCUCGGACGCCAUUUUGUAUUUUAUUUGCGUUUGUGCAGCUAGGUGAAGGAAGUGGAGUCCCAAAUCAUUAGUUUAGCGUUAAUUACUCGCCCACUAAAAAACAACACUUCUACAGUCGCGGUAAACAUUUUGAUUCAAUUUCUAGUCCAUAUCACACACAAGUAACGUAUACCUUUAAACUAGACUAAGGUAAGGGAAAUGUGAUCAUUUGUGAUGUUGUGAUGGUAAAUAUAUUCAUUUACUUCAUGUCUUGGCAAGUAAUGCAUCACUUAGGAGUUGAAACCAUUGAGACAGCUCAGAAGAACACAGAUGAUGCAGUGAUUUACACCAGCAGCCGCAACACUACCAAGACAGAUCUCCGUUUGCUGCUGGAAUGUGUCAAGUUCCAGAUGGACUCUCCAGAACAGCAAAAUAAAGCCCUUGUCUCUAUCAACUCCAUAUGUGAGAAAAAAGAGCACAAUGUGGACUUGCUGAGAGAAAUGGGAGGAGUGAUGUUUGUGUGCAAUCUCUUCAAAUCCGAUGUGGUUCAUCCAAAUGUGAAGCAGACUGCGCUCUUUACACUCAGCACAUUAGCAGAAGCCAAUGUGGACUGCAAGAAUAAUCUGUGCCAAAGGGAGAUGUUUCUGGACCUCUGCGCAUAUAUGAAGGAAGAAAAUACCUCACUCAAGGAGAAGAGUGUCUCCGUCUAUUUACUGUCCGUGUUGGUAGCCAACAACAAGGCAGGGCAGACAUUAGCCCAGACUACUGGCUGCAUAGAUACUCUGCUGAACCUCUUCAGGAACAUGUUCCCUGAAUCUACCGCCGACUCUGCUCACGUUUGUCUAUGGGCAUUAGUGUCAAAUGCUCUCUGUGGGUGUGUCAAUAACCCUCAAAAUGAGCAGGCUCAACAAGUCUGUGUGUCAUCCUUUCCCCAAAUAAAAAUGUGGCUUUGGCAGAUUCCGUUGCCUGGCUUCGAGGUGUGUCGAUACCUUUGCUUCUUCAUAGCCAUGACAGUUUCCAACAACGAAGGCGUUCAAAGGAACUUUGCUGCCACCGGGCUCUUAGAAACCCUUAUUUACAUGCUAGUCCAUCUGGCGUCGGAAUCUGACACAAACCUGUCAUGUCGCCAGCUUCUAAUAAUCAUAAUCAAGACUGUGUCUGCUUGUAUCGGUAACAACGCAAACCUGUCUGCAGGUUUGGCCCGCUAUAGUGUCGUGGAUCAUCUUGUUACCCUGCUGACUUGCCCGCACCUCAACUGUGAGGACAGACUGGCAGUGCUCAUUUUGCUAGGACAUUUCACUGAAGCCUCUGAGGAACACCAGUCCCAACUGUUGCAGUGUGGAGGCCUUCCGCUCAUCAUCACGCUGCUCGCUGAAGAUACAGACAAGGAAGUCAGGAAGUUUGCAACGUUCAUAUUGCAGACCUGCAAACAGGCUCUUACAUCAUUGGGAAUCCCUGGUCCAAAGCAAGAGGAAGAUGAGAAGCUUGACACAGAAGCCGCUGAAGAGUCUGGUCCAGUUUCUUUUCCUGCAACCUCACAGCUGUUGCAAGAAGGUUGCCAGUCACUCAAGCCCAAGACUCUUAGUGUCCUUAAAAUGCUGGAUUCCUCCAAGGUAGCCAACACGACGGAGAAAACAGAAGCAGGAGGCAGAUGCGUCAAGAGUGCAAAACCAUGUGCUGGGAAAGAUAUGGCGGAAAGCAGCAGGCGAAAUGUGUCAUGUUCAUUAUGUAACGGUACUGGAUUCCUCAACCAGUUCCAAGGACAGCCGCGAGAGGAUGGCCGGGAUACACAUACAAAAGACAGGCUGCCAUUGAACUCUCCAGAGCAAGAUCUAGUACCCAGAGUUAUUAAAUUCAGUGAUGCAAAAAAGUUGCAGGACCGCAACAUAUUUAAGGAGAGAAGACAAGAGGAAGAAUCCCGAAACAAUGAAAGAUGCGCAGUUUGCGUAAUACCUUUCGAGAGAGUGACCAGUCGCACUUUUGCAUCCGUCCUGGAAUCAUGUCGUCAGAUGUGCGAAAUCCACAAGGUCCUUCUCGAGGCGACAGAGCACUUCAAGGCUCCCCACCGCCGCUCUCUGUUGAAGGGAGAGAACGUAGUGGUGGACCCGACCAACAUGGAACCUGAGAGGGACUCGGUGAGAACGCCUCAGAGAACCCUCGCAAGACCCAGGAUUCCGUGUUUGAAUUUAAAAAAUGUCAUCCUGACUCCCAUCCAUAAAGGAGCACAGCAAAAACUCCCUAAAAAAAUUAUAAAGUUGUACAAUGGUAAGAAUGUCAGUUUUGUCUAAUCGUGCCACUUGAGAGGAAGAAAUGAGAAUUGUGUCAUUUCAGUGUUAAGACUGUCCUAUUUCUCGCUCUAGACAAGUGAAGCCACAGGGUGCUGCUGACUGUGUGAGAGCUCCUGGACCAAAUAUCUUGACCCUUUCAUCACUUUCGACCUAUACUGUUUUGCUACACAAUCUUCAACACUGCAGUUUAAAUGUGCUCCUGUAGGCUGAGUUAUUCGACAGCACAUACAAACUAGUUCAGAUGAACCCUUAAGCAUGUGUUGUAAUUGUUAAUGGUUUAUUCGUUGGCAUUUAUUAAUUCAAAUGGUAUAUAUUUAAGCAUUGUCGUGUCUGGUUCCAUGUAACAUAAAGUUUUGAUUGACGCUGUCACCUCGCUACUCAUUUAAGUAUAUUCUUACUGUUGGCUCCAGGUACUGUGGUUUCCUCCCACAUUCUGGGAAAAAAAAAGGAUGUUAGGCUGAUUAACUUUAAACUAGGUGUGAAUGAAACAGACAAUACAUGUCCAAUAGUUAGUUGUCCAUUUGUGCUCAGAGAUUGAAAUUAGGGACCAAUCUGGGAUAAAUAUAGUUGGAAAUAGAUAGCUGGUAUGUGACAGCUAGCAGCAAUUGUUGUCAUUCUAACAGACUUUGUACUUUUUGCAGAACAACAUUAAAUUGCUGAAUCAGAGAGAGAGCGAGAGAGAGACACUCCCAGCAAUUGUCGUGUCAUUUUCCGUUUGACUGGCUGCAACAGGAUAUAUGAAGGAAGGAUGUUUAAAUCAAGCCUUCCUGCAGCAGGCUCUGAAUAAAGAUAGUUCACUCAUCCCUUUUACACAAGUAGAACGGGUUAAGAAGGGGUCUUCUGGAUGACAAAGAUGCAAUCGAUGCAGAUUAGGCAAUUUAAAUGACUGUAUAAAAUACAAAUACAUACAUACGUACCUACAUACAUACCGUAAUUUUCGGACUAUAAGUCGCGUUUUUUUUCAUAAUUUGGGUGGGGGGGCGACUUAUAAUAAGGAGCGACUUAUAUGUGGGUUUUUUCAAAAAUUUUCCCCCAAAAAAUGAAGUGAAACCGCAAUGAAGCAAGGGAUUACUGUAAUUUGAAUUUCAAGUGACGUCAUCAGCGCAACGCGGCGGUUGUUUACAGAAGGACAAAGAUUGAUCACGGGAUGACGAAGAUGACGAAGGACCCCACGUACUACCGGCAUCAUUAGCGGCUUUGUUUCUAAGUGAUACGGCGGACGAAGCGUGUGAAGGAUUUAAGGAUUUGGAGUGACACAGAAGGUUUGAAAAACUAUUAUGGCUUUUACCCACGCCCGGUCCUACUCUACCGAACUCUCUUUCACCUUCGUGGAUUGAAGUCGGGGGCCAGCGCUCGGCCGGGUGGCUGUCCAGGCACGGUGGAUGAGGCUCGGAAAAUGCUUUUACGCACGCCCGGUCCUACUCUACCGAGCUGUCUUUCACCUCCGUGGAUGGAAGUCGAGGGCCGGCGCUCGGCCGGGUGGCUGUCCAGGGACGGUGGAUGGGGCUCGGUGAUGGCUUUUACGCACGCCCGGUCCUAUUCUAUGGAUCUCUCUUCCGUGGCUGGACGUCCACGCCGCCACACGCCUGGAACUUUGUUUUGUUAAAUAAAGAGUCGUUUACCAAA